AUUGAUUUUGUUUUAUUUUUAGUUUUAUCCACAAAAUUUUUGUAAAAUAACCUUUUAGUCGAGUUUUAUUACUAUCAAAGCUCACCUUUAAGAACUUUUAGGAAAAUUUCAGAUCCGAUGGGACUGGAUUCAAACGGAUUUUGAUCUCGCGUUUCCGACUAUUUGGAUGUUGUAGAAUCGACGCGUAGGAGUAGCUAACUCCCUCGUUACCGACGCCGGAGUUCUGGUGAUCGCGAGAGGCAGUCUCCGUACAACACGACGCACUGCGGCUUCACGCGUAUCGUCACUGCUGUGCUUCGCCGCCAUCUUGCUUUUACCAAUCGACGCACAGGAGUAGCCAACACCAUCGCUACCGACGCCGGAGUUCUGGGGAUCGCGAGAGGCAGUCUCCGUACAGCAAGACUUACUGCGGCUUCACGCGUAUCGUCACUGCUGUGCUUCGCCGCCAUCUUGCUUUUACCGUGACUUCGCUCUUUUUAAUAGACUUUUAACACCUUUUUCCACUUUGGAAUUUAUUCGAUGUGAUUUUUAGUAUGCAUAUUUUAUGUGGACAUUUUUCUCAGAACAUCAUCAUAUUUUUAGCGUGUACUGUAGGCUAGAUAGAUAGACUUUUUAGUCUGAUUUUUAACUGAUAAUAUUUAGCGCUGGCAUUCAUGUGUGUUAUCCACACAUUGCUCCGGUCCAAACGCUGAAUUAAUUAUUACUACAGAAGUAGCCAUUGUUCAUCUUGAUACCUGCCAAGAUGUCUAGGCUUGGUGUUGGAGCUAGAGAAGCUAACCUCGGAUUACAGCUUUGUCUCAACUUAUUGGUUUGCAUCACACUGACGGGAGCUGGACUUCGCCUGUCCCGAAGCCCCUUGAGGGACCAACAUUACGUUGAUUCUUCAUUUUAUCAGGAUAGCAGUGUAUACGAGCACCAACUUGCGCCCAAAUACCCGUUUCCACCAACUAAAAUGGAGAGAAGGAAUGGAGCAAGCGUACCAAAGGUGUACCAAUUGAAGAUGUGUACUGGUGAUUAUCUUCGGAUUGGGAAUGAUGGUAUCGUCUCGAGCGUCGGGAGUAGAUUCGAUCUCAACACAUAUCUGUAUUUUUAUCAGUGCCUUGGACCUUCAGCUUUUCGAAUCAAAGGGGUUAGAAGUCAACGAUUCCUCUCGAUGAAUGACGCAGCAAUGCUGAUAGGAGUACCAGAAUUCGCGAGUGAUCCUAAUUGUAGCGAUUGGAAAUCUGUUUGGUCCGAACGGCUAGCAACGUUUCCACUCCCUCCUCUUAACGGUAUUACACUAUUGACAUACCACGUGACCUCUCCCGAUGCCGGAAAACCGUGGUAUAUCGGUUUCAAUAAGAACGGUCGUCCGAUUGCCUGGAACCGACAAAAUCGUGCCACAAUGAGACAGAUUUGUUUUAUAAAAGAAGCACGAUAACGUCACCCGUCGCAUUAGCUAGCCCAUCUUCAAUCGACAUUGGACCAGGUGAUAGAUUUCAGAAGAAACUAUAAUGACCAACUGGAUAUUUAUUUUUGUAUUGAAUUAAUACAAAAUAUACGGGAAAUGUAUGAAUUGUGAUAGUCACAUUUGACCGUAAUACUUGUUAAUAUUCUAAAUGAGCUGGCAUUUUUUUAAUCUAACUUGCAUCAAAGAGAGAAUGCUCUUAGGGUAGGUAUAUGGAUUGGAAUAUUUCAAAUGUGCGACAGCCCUUUGGAUGGCUAUCAUAUUUUGUAAAGGAAAGUGUGAUAAGUCCCGAUAAUUAUGAUAUUUGUAAUACGUGUUAGUGCCGUUUAUAUUUGCUUCCCUUUGGAAGGGCUUAAUAAGCUCAAUAUUUUCUGCUACUAGUCAAACAACAAAAAAUGGCAAUCCUAUUUCUAAAAACUGGAAUAACAUUUCGUCUGAUGUCAGAUGUACAAAUACUUAACUGUAGUUUUGCAGUCAAUUUCCUGGUUGAGUCUGUCAAAUCUGAACCUAAUUGAAACUAGUAAAUCAGAAAUAUUGCAAUAUCUUGUUUUAUUUUCAAUUUAUAUAUUGAUUUAGAUAACUAAUGUUGUUUCGUGUUUCUUAGAUGAUCUAAUUACGCUUAUGUGAUUAUUGUAAUCAUCACAAGAAUAUAUAGAGGUAUAUGCGAGGGUUCUAGGACAUCUACCCCUGGACAUCCACCCCGGAUAACCACCCCCAGUCAACUACCCACUAGAACAACUACCCCCUAGGCAAACCUCCGUCUAGGACGACUACCACCCGGGACAACUACCCCCGGACAACUACCCCCCAGACAACUACCCCCUAGAACAACUCCCCCUAG
Strongylocentrotus purpuratus (purple sea urchin) is the source of this 2288-nucleotide messenger RNA. RefSeq lists its product as uncharacterized. Gene Ontology annotation, molecular function: growth factor activity. The transcript has 4 exons. The record is from RefSeq and is a predicted model, not a curated record. The coding region runs from base 743 to 1420 and encodes 225 amino acids. Lineage: Eukaryota; Metazoa; Echinodermata; Echinoidea; Camarodonta; Strongylocentrotidae.